GCACCCGAACGGAUCUCUCGGCGGUAAAAUGAAGUUAUGGUACCUGACUUGCGCUCUCCUGGCCAGCUGUGCUGUGAUCUGGGCCGCUAGCAGUGAAGAAGCGGAAGAACCCGAGGAGGAAGAGCAAGGAUCUGGGAAGAUGUCCAAGCAGCACCAUCCUGGACAAGGAUUCAAACUCAUAUCCUUCGAUGCGGUGGGCAAGCACAUAGCCUUGGGUCUGGACUAUCUAGUACCCUUCCUUGAGGUUCCUGUAAAACGAAAGCGAAAUGCACCACCUAAGCCCCUAGUUGUAGUGAACUCGGCGGCAGUGGUAAGCUGUGGGCUAGUGGUGGCUGGAGGAGUCCUAGUGGGCCACCUAAUCCGGAGCUUGGGAUUGGAGGCCAUUACAGGGGAUAAUCCCCCGCCUAUUUUUGGGAAUUCUUCCCUCCAUAAACCAAAGUCUUCGGAGGAGGACACGCCCUCCUCCACACCAGCACCUAGUUCUACCAACGCCACAGCCAGAGGACUUUUCGAUGAUAAUUUAAGUUUCCCUGGAAUCUUUGAGAACUUCAAGCUGAUCUAUCGCAAUGAAACUGGAGAUCGUGUGGCGACAAGCCUUCCCAAUAUCUUAACCAUAAUCGAGAAAACUUUCCUCAAGAGCGACGUGGAUCUAUCUGUCUGCCUGCUGAAAUCCAUUUGCACUUUGACCCACAGCGCAGGAGAAAAGGUACUUAGAGGUCAGGCUUCGGAUAUGGAGCACCUAUUGGAUGGAGCCACCAAAUGGUCCUGGCUGCUGGCCUGGUUUGAGCAAUCCGCUUUUCGGGAUGCCAUCGAAGCAGGGAAAGUGCAAUCCCCCCAUCACUGCGCCCUCAAAUAUCCGGAAUGCAAGUGGAUAGCUCCUGAAGAGCAGAUCCUGGAGCUGUUGCGCAAUAAUGUGCAGUUUAAAUAG
This is a messenger RNA of Drosophila eugracilis, 928 nucleotides long. RefSeq lists its product as uncharacterized. The record is from RefSeq and is a predicted model, not a curated record. NCBI's taxonomy places the organism in Eukaryota, Metazoa, Arthropoda, Insecta, Diptera, Drosophilidae. The coding region runs from base 29 to 928 and encodes 299 amino acids. The transcript has 3 exons.